AUGCUCCUUUUGACAAGAUUAAAGAGAUCCAAUCAACUUACUCAAAUUCCUCCGAAGCUAAAUUUUUCUGUCAUUCACGCUGUUAAAAUAUCCAGCCAAUUUCUACCGUCUUCAGAAACUAAUAUUGAAGUUGACAGGAUCACCAGAAUAAUUAAUAACCAUCCGUAUCCUGAUCAACCACUUCUACCAACUCUUCUCCAGCACAUCCCACCCCAUGCUCUUUCCACCAGCUUUGUGGAGAAUGUUUUGGGUUACCUUUUCGCAGCCCAUUCCAAUGGUCUUAAAGCCCUUGAAUUCUUCAAUUAUUCCCUCCAUCAUUCCCAGUUAUGUCCAAGCUCAGAUGCUUUUGAAAAGACACUGCAUAUCCUUGCCAGGAUGCGGUAUUUUGAUAAAGCUUGGGACUUGAUGGAAAAAAUAAGCAGCAUGCACCCUUCCUUGCUGACCCUUAAGUCAAUGAGCAUCAUGCUGUCAAAAAUUGCAAAAUUUCAGUCAUAUGAAGAUGUCCUUGAAGCAUUUGGCAAGAUGGAGAAUGAUAUUUUUGUUGGGAGGAAGUUUGGUACUGAAGAGUUUAAUGUACUCCUUAGAGCAUUUUGCACAGAGAGGCAGAUGAAGGAGGCACGUUCGGUGUUCCUAAAGAUGCAUUUUCGGUUUUCACCCAACACCAAGACCAUGAAUAUCUUGCUCUUGGGAUUCAAGGAAUCUGGAGAUAUUACUGCAGUAGAACUCUUUUACCAUGAACUGGUUAAAAGAGGCUUUGAGCCAAAUAUUAUAACUUACAAUAUUAGAAUCGAUGCUUACUGUAAGAAAGGUUGCUUUGCUGAUGGUUUGAGACUUUUUGAAGGAAUGGAACGGGAAAAUUUGUCUCCCACUUUGGAAACAAUCACUACAUUGAUCCACGGAGCAGGGGUUGCUCGAAAUCCAAUUAAGGCACAACAAUUAUUUGAUGAGAUUCAUUUGAGAAAUUUGCUUCCUGAUACUGGGGUGUAUAAUGCUUUGAUGAGCUCACUUAUUAGAUCAAGGGAUGUGAAAUCGGCAGUCGCAUUGAUGGAUGAGAUGGAAGCGAAGCAUAUUGAACAUGAUAAUAUGACUUAUCACACCAUGUUUUCUUGCUUGAUGAGGACAUCUGAUAUUGACGGUGUUUCUAGACUAUAUCACAAAAUGGUUGACAGAAGUUUUGUGCCCAAAACACGAACAGUGGUGAUGUUAAUGAAAUAUUUCUGUGUAAACCAGCAGCUUGAUUUGGGAUUGCAUUUAUGGCGAUACCUGGUGGAGAAAGGAUGUUGUCCUCAUGGUCAUGCUUUGGACCUUCUGUUAACUGGAUUGUGCUCCCGCAGUAGGGUAAUAGAAGCUUUUGAGUGCUCCAAACAAAUGUUGGAGAGAGGGAGAGAUAUGAGUGAACCUGCGUUGCGGAUAUUAGAGAGCUUUCUGGUUCAGGCAGGUGAGAUGGACAAGCUGAGGAAGCUCAAGCAGAUGAUACAGAGAUUGCAUACUCUGUUGCCCCCAUUAAGAGGGCACACUUUUGCUGAUCCUGCAUCCAAAAAUACAGAGGUACACAAACCAGGUCCACAAGGCAAAGUGUCAAGAAAUGCCUUACUCAAACUACAUAAACCAUGCAACUCACCCCCCACAACAUUCAUAUCCAAAAGAGAUCAAUAG
Messenger RNA from Prunus armeniaca (apricot), 1656 nucleotides. The record is from the annotation of a GenBank genome assembly. Lineage: Eukaryota; Viridiplantae; Streptophyta; Magnoliopsida; Rosales; Rosaceae.